Lotus japonicus is the source of this 1251-nucleotide messenger RNA. RefSeq lists its product as uncharacterized. NCBI's taxonomy places the organism in Eukaryota, Viridiplantae, Streptophyta, Magnoliopsida, Fabales, Fabaceae. Gene Ontology annotation, cellular component: RNA polymerase III complex. The record is from RefSeq and is a predicted model, not a curated record. The transcript has 5 exons. Gene Ontology annotation, biological process: transcription initiation at RNA polymerase III promoter. The coding region runs from base 450 to 992 and encodes 180 amino acids. Gene Ontology annotation, molecular function: nucleotide binding.
UCAUAAUCUUUCCACUCUCCUCCCAUUCCAAAACACGAUCAACAAAAACCCAAAAGCCAGAGAGAAGACAACAACAGAUCUGAAGAGAUUGAACUUGAAGGGUGAAGAAGAGACAGAAGUGACGAACUGACGAACUCAUCUCAGUUCUCACUUCUCACGGUCAAAGUCUCAGAGGAAGAGAACACAUGAAGAAGGGAAGAUAGAGGUUUCUGAGUUGAAUCUAAGAAAAAGCUGAAAUUUGGUACAAGAUUCUCCAAUUCUCCUUUGAUUCUCCUCUGAUUCUCUCUAAAAUUGAUUCUGAAAAGAAUAAGUCACGGCAGUAACGGCGUUACAAGGCUCUGUAACGCCUCUGUUUCUGCAUAGCACCGAGAAAUCGUUCCGUAUCGAAUUGAAGCAGAGACUUUCUUGUCAUUGUUACUGCUAUUGCAGCAGUCUCUGGUUUCUUCAAGAUGAAAAUCUUAGAGGCCAAUGCCGGCGUGCUCACGAAUUUUGAGGUCCUUGAUUUCUUACGAGCAAAAGGAGCUUCGAAAGAUCCAACAAGAGUUAUUGCCAAAGUAACACAAUCUGAAUACAAGGUUUAUGAUUACUUGGUUAAUACUGCUGCAUCUAUUCAAACAAGGGUGAACACGGAUGAGUUCUUGAGAAAGAUUAAACUGCAUGACCUUGCACCAGCUGAGAUUCUGAACAUGAUAAACACUAGGCCAGCUGCUGCUGUUGAACUAUUCCCGAUCAUAGAGGAAUGUGAGUCCCGUUUUCCAGAUGAAAUGGUUGAAGAAUUAGCAGAGCUGGUCAAGAAAACAUUGCUGGGGCCGCCUGCCAAAAAGAAACCGGAAGAAAUCACUGAGGGCAAUGAAGAAAUGGCAACACUGAAACAGGAAAAAGAUAAUGAGAAUCCGGAAGAAACCAGUGAGGGCAAUGAAGAAACAGCAACCCUGAAACAUGAAAAAGGAAACGAGAUUAAUGAAGGUGCAGAACAAAUGGACAAAAGUUGAGAUCCUUAUUGCGACCAUAGUAUUUUAUGAGUAGCGCCAGAGUACAAUGGAAUUUUUCAAUCCUCUAUAACAAUGCCAUUUGGUUUUGUAUAUGGUUAGCUCCUUUUCUUAAAUCUUUUUAGUAUACAAUUGAAAGAAAGAGAAAACUAUCAAUUCUACGCAAUUGUUACUCACAAUCAAAAUUCUAGGCAAUUGUUAUUGAUAAGAUGUUCAUCUAAUUAGUUUUCCCAUUAUAAAUUGGUACAACACUUUCAAUUUA